Anopheles gambiae (African malaria mosquito) is the source of this 13941-nucleotide messenger RNA. RefSeq names its product hippocampus abundant transcript 1 protein. The transcript has 10 exons. The record is from RefSeq and is a predicted model, not a curated record. Gene Ontology annotation, biological process: transmembrane transport. Gene Ontology annotation, cellular component: membrane. Gene Ontology annotation, molecular function: transmembrane transporter activity. NCBI's taxonomy places the organism in Eukaryota, Metazoa, Arthropoda, Insecta, Diptera, Culicidae. Bases 8002 to 10470 code for a protein of 822 amino acids.
AAGUUGUUGAGGUGCUUUUCGAAGAAGUGAAUCGAAGCACAAGAAGCAAAAGAACGACAUGCAAAUGCGGAUUGCGGGCACAGGAUUAUUGUGUGGUUUUCUCCCGUUAUCCGUGUCCUUAUUCGGUGGUUCCGAUGGCGCGCCCCACUCGGCGAUCGGUCGAUAAACGCUUGAGAAAAUGUGCGUUAUCUGUGUGGUGGUGGUGCGUGUUGUUUGCUCAGCAGAAACUGUGCGAGCAUCUCGGUAUGAGUCUCGGUCGACGCGGGUCGUUGUACUGGCAUGUAUAAUAUCGUUAGAAUGUUCUUUAUUGGAAUGCGAUUUCUUGACGACGGGACAACGGGUGUCCUCCUUUUUUGUUGUUCCCAUCCCAUUGGUGGUUCACCGCAAAGUGCUUUAUCGUCUUCUUCUCAUCGUCCCUGUAAAUGGGUUGCAGAAGGCAGUGAGGUUGUACAUCACCAAAGUUUGAUCGUAUUCACGUAUUCUGCUCCCUCUGUCCGUGUAUAGCUGUGUGUGCUUAUGGGCCAAAUCACAAUAAAAGAUACGACACUUAAUGGCAGGUAAUGCCGUUUUUUAUGAUUGCUACAUUCCAACGAACAUUUGAACCUUCUGCUUCGUUUUCUUCCUUCCUUCGAGCGAAGGCUCCACAUCGUCGAUAUGCAGCCAGCCUGCGUUUGGUGAAUUUCCUUUCGAGUUGGUGCUCCCUUCGUGAUGGCGUCAUCAGCGAAAGGAAAAAGAGAACGAAACAAACCGACCCGAAGCCGCCCCGUGUCGCCGUCUGUGAGUGCACGUGCACCCGGCACUCGCGCAGACCUUGAGAAAAUCGCUAUCGACAGCUGUUGUAAAUUACUGCUCGAUGGAUGAUGGCGGCGUCCGUCCGGCACCCUUCCAGUGCUUGCGUGUGAGUGUUUCAACACACACGCACACACACAUGAACACGGCAGCAUAAAAACACAUGCGCUUCGAGGCAAAAAGGAAAAAACAUACAGUCGGCAUAUCUUUUAGUGCCAGAGAAGCUUUCCCAGCGCCUGCCUUGUUAUUGCUAUUGGUCUAGCACAACCGGAUCCAUCUUGUCCUUCCGUGUGGCACACGCGAGAGCGAGAGAGCGCGCGAACCAACCAUCCUGACUCUCUUCCUCUCCCCACUAUUCCGGUAAAGAAGCACAGGGGAUACCCGAGACCUCCUUCCCGUGUACGAAAGGGAAAGGGAAUGUUUCGGUGGCGGCAUCCGUUUCGAAACCCGUUGGAAUGUGCUCUGUGAGGCAACGUUUUCCUUUGGGACAUGCGCACUAGCACGCGCUGAAGGAAGGGGGGAGUCCUCAUUCUUGUGCGGUAGUGACGGGGGGGAGAUGGGUCGGUGUGAUGAACUUGCUGUCGUAGAGAAAAACCAUACCUCCCUUGGAAUUGAGUUUUGGAGCGAGGUUUCGAGUGGUUUGGGGGGGGGAUUGCCGGAGCAGAACCUUAGGCCGUCGCCAGUGUCUGCGUGUUUAUGCCAGGAGUUUGUUGAUUUCAUUUAUGCCCAUUUCCUGCUGGAUGAUUUCUGAAAGCAGCAUCGCGAGCAUCGCUGGAAGACGACGGCGACGACACCACGCGCUCUCUCUAGACACUGGCUAAGGUACCACCGAGGUCGCGACUUCCGCUUGACAUUGGAUGGGAUUUGUGUUGUGCAGUGGUGGUGGCAGGAUUUAAAUGGAGUUGGUUCAGGUUCCAUAUCGAGACGCAUCGUAAAUUUUGUGAAAGUAGAGUUUUUUGUUGUGUAGAAGAAAGAUCCUUUGGAGUCUUCUGCAGAAGUAACAAUUAGUCUGAUUACUGGAAUGCGCAUUCCCUGUCUGUGUGUGUUUUUUUUUCUCUCUCUUUCCUAUUCCUCUGCUGAAGUCUCGUGCCAAAAUGAGAUGAUGUCAGCCGAAGGGAAUGAAGAAAAUGACGACUUAUCGUAUGUUUUUGUAUGUUGUGCUGCAAGGGUGGAAUUACGCUAAUUAGCGAUUACUGCAUCGCACGGAUUAUGCCUUGGUUCGUCGUUAGCAGUAAAUCGUGAUCAGUAGCUGCGGGAAUUCCGUAGUAAUUGGUCGAUUUAACAACACAAUCGAAGUCUUUUAUUUGUUGUGUAAUCGUACCGUGCCUAUAUGACGCAAGCUGCCUACCACACACGACAAAGAGCUUAGGUUUUAGAACAACAAUAAUAGAACGAUUGUUCUAAGUAAGAAGCUCUCAAAGAACUCUCAAAUGUUCUUUUUGAUAUUUGAUUGAGUUUUUUUACUUAUUUUUUUAUUUUUUUCAAUGGAUUUGUUUUUAGUCCCUUUUUGUCGUGAUUUAGGUUCAGUCAAGUGCCAAACAAAAGUUAUUAUUAACCAAUGACGACAGUUUCCAAUGUUUGGUAGGCCUCGGAGUCGUUAUAUUCGCAUAUGUUUGACCUCCAAAAAGUUUGUCGUAAAAUUCCAACUCCCAAAACGGCGGUACCUCAACGCUCCCAGUUCAUCUCCAACACUCCUAGCAGUUCUCUUGUAGACUGUAGCCAGCACUGCCUGCCAAAGACACGGGUUUUGCGCGUGAAAUGGUGCGAACCGUUAGAAAGGUGUUUUUCUCGCUCUUUCUGUGCAGAAUGCUCCCUCCGGGGAGAGCGUGUACCCCAUAAAACAUAAUUCCGUAACGUAUCAUAAAUCGUUUAUCGCAGCAGCCCAGGCCAGACCAUCGCUUCCCUUCCUCCCGGGGUCUCGGAUAUCUUGAGGUGCAGGAGCAUCGGCUGUUUUUAGGUCAAGGAUGAUGGGGAAAAUUUACUGUCGAGAAUGAAAUUUGAUCUCCCCCUGUUCUCAAGUGGGUGAUGGUUGUGGUGAUUCAGACCACGGAGUGUCUGUGUGUGUGUGUUUAUUGCAUGCCACACAGGAGAGUUUGCAAACUGACCCAGACGAAAUGGACAACGACUUCAAUUACACUCUCCCCCCCUUCAUGUGCGGGACGUGAUAGAGGGAGGGGAGAUGUUUUGCUCUUUUUGCACAGUCCCAGGAGUGCCAGUAGUAGUAAUGUUGUGCCCCAUUUUUAUUGGACAAAGUAGAGCGCAAAAAUCUGCCCCAAAGACGACGGGGAGACGCGUUGCGAUGUUUACACGAGGAAAUGGCCCGUUCAAUUGAGAGUUGGAGAGCGAUUUCGCAAGAAAUAAACAUGAUCCAAGUGGGCCGGGGAUCGCUUACAACUUUGAUUGUAAUCGCUUUGGGCUUAAUUGAAAGCAUCAAAGCUCUGCAUUGACCGGGAGGGGGAAUUCUAGGACGUCUUUGGAAUUCCCGCUUACGGCAAGAAGAACAAAUAAGAGUUCGCUUACAAUGAAAUGGAUUUCCUUCAAACAACUUUCUCAAAAUGUAUUAACUAGCCGGUGAAACUUUCCCACCGGGCUUGACACGAAUGGGAAACUUCCUUUUCGCACACAGUUUGUGCGUCCGUUUGGAUGGUGCUGCUACCGGCAAUAAAUCACAACUUGUCCGCUGUAAAUAAUCGAUCCAAGAAGCGCGACAUUUCGUGACGAUUUUUGUUCUCAGCAGCACGGCAAAAGGGCAGCUGCGAAAACUGCGAGUCACGAAUACGGCCGUUCAUCGCGUGGCGUCCCCAUUUGGGAAGGGGAUUUGAUUGGUUUUCCAAUAAGCUGUGAGAGGUUCUACACACACACCCGAGAGCUGUGCGCUGUGGUUGUGCUGCGGAUUUUCGAUGAUCCAUCUUGUGCAUCAUCAUCAUCAUCAUCAACGCUGCCGCCGCCGCCGUCGUGCUGCAUACCUACCAUAUACCGUGUUAGUAGUGUGCAUUGGAAAAGCGCAUGUGGUCGCAGCCCCAAGCCCCAAUGCAGUACUCGCAGUACGAUGUGUGUGUGCUUGUGUGGUGCAUAGGGUUGAAUUUUGGAGCAGCAAUGGCAAACGGCUUUUGACGCUGGGUGUGUGUAAUGCACACGAUAUCAUAAACCGCACGGGCGCAGCAGAGGGGCCAACAUUUUGACGUUCUUUUUUUAGUUUUUAGUUUUUUUUUUUAAAAAGGAUAGAAUCGGAGCUAGGUACUGCGUUUACUCUGGCCUGUAUGCCUUUCGUGAUUACACCUUUUCGUGACUGUGGUUUAGGGUUAUAUAGGUUUUCAACUGCAACCACAGUUUAAGCUGCUUCUCCCCCCAUUUUGGAUGAUGUUUGGCCUUUGCCGGGAAAGGUGAAAAAGAAAAGAAAAACCCUCCCUUCCCGCAGUAAGUUACUUAAACCCUCUGUGUGUGUGUUUUGUUGCGGGUUCCGGUGUCGGAAAAGUUUUCAGUAACAUGUAACAGCCUUUCGGUAUUAACUUUCGACAUUGUAUGAUGCCGAUGGUUGUUACUACCGGCGCGCGGUUCAGUGUGUUCGGGUGUGGUUAGGUUAUUCAAAAACCACAUCCUUGGUUACGCUUUUCACAAACCAGUUAUUUAAAAGAGCGUUAGUCUAACCAAACGAUUAACGGAGAGAUUUAACGGAGGUCCUAGCAGCUCCUGAAUGCAAAUGGAAUUUUUGUUUGUAAUGUUGGAUCACAUUGAUAUGAAAAAAGACUUGACAUAGCUUUUUGGAUCCAUUUUUUGCACUUUAUAGGAAGCAUCAACUUGCACAAGCUGUCAACGUAUUUGUUAAUAGAAAGCCCUUUUUUGGGGGCGAGCUUGCAGUGCUGCAAAAUGUCAUGAGUAUCACGAGAUUUUCACCAACGAAAACAAUGAACAUAUCCGUAGCUUGAUGCUCAUUGAUGAUACUCAAUCAAAGUGCGUCAUAAUCAUGAUUUUUUCUGGCUACCAAAUGCCACUGUUUCAGUCACCAACACUCAUGACUGAAACGAAGCUCAAAUCAGCUCACUCACACAACUGAGAAGAUCAGUGAUGAGACUCAAACAGUUGGAGAAUCAAUCACAUGCUUCUGAUCAUCACAUCUGAUCAUCACAGUAGAGCGUCUCGUGACGCUGACAUGAUUUUGUUUCAGCCAGAAAUUGUCAUGACUAUGUCAGUCAGACAUUUUGCACAACUGAUCACAACAAAAAAGUCAUGACAUAGUCACUGACCCAACGAUGGUCGCAAAAAUGUCAUGAAGCAUGUAUUGGUCACACCAACCGUUUUGAGUAUCACCUCUGAUUAUCUCAAUUGAGUACGUGACGCUGAUAUAGAUUUUGUUUCAGUCAGAUUUUUUUCAUGACAUUGACAGUGACAUUUUGCAGCACUGCGAGCUUGUUUUAUUUAUUGCUUCUCCUCCACUCAGCUCAUAAACAGCUUUGAUUGCAUUCGAGAGAAGGGGCACGUUGUUUCCCGAGUGCCAUGUUUUAUUCAUCCAACACAGCCAGCCAACCCGGUGCAAAAGCGCCUACUGUGUUGUUUUGCAUCUCAUCAUCUUCGGGGGGUGGUGGUGGCACAUUAGAAAAUGCGUUGCCGCAGCCGCCCACACCCGCCGUACACAUCCACACGCUGUGUUACCCAAAACAAACAAGCCUCUCUCGCCGCUCUGUGACUGUGUGUGUGUGUGCGCUUUGUUUUUGAUUAAGGAUGGGUGUAGAGAGAUGUACUCUGGGUUGAUGCUUUAUUUUCCUGUCGUCCCUUCAAAAGUUAAUCACCCUCUGGCGGCGGCCUCGUCCGUUGGUAACGAUGGCGACGGUCAAGCUUAAUCUAUCUUUGGAGGUGCUGGUUCGUUCGGGGGUGCUCUGAUGGUGUGCUUGGAAUUGUGUUAUUUUCUUCCAUGUGCUUUUGAUUGCUUUUAAGCUUUCUAUUGAGAAAAGACCUUUCUCCAGCAGGUGGGUGUGAGCAACGCGUUGUCGUUUUUUAAGGGUGGGUGGCUCUUUGCAAAGAAUGAAGGGAGAUUGUGAUGCUUUUGGAACGAGAAAAGAAGGUAGUGCGUGCUGUGGGAGGGCUACAUUUUAAGAAGCAAUUUUUCAUAGGAAAGGAUUUUAUGCUAUGUUGGCGUGUUUUCUUACAGUGCGUCAGAGUUCUUGGAAGGAUGGAAAGUUCAUGGCAAAAGAAAAAGAUCGUUCAAAAAUAGCUACCCCUUUUAGUAUGGAUUAGUUCAAUGUGCUCUUUGGGUAUUCUACGAGACGAGAAGGAUGUUAUGUGCAUUAGUUUUGUGCAGUGAAGAAAAUUUGCACAUUUUGUACAUGUUUCAAACAGAAACAAAAGCGCCAACACAGAUACCGUUGCUGCCCCCCUUGCUUUCGGACUAAAUGCGAUAUUAUGCCCUAGCGAAACUAACAACACUUGAACCACACAUCUAUUUGUAGGUGAGCAAUCAGUGCGUCUGAAAGAAGAAAAGACCAUCCCGAAAAGAGAAAGAAACCAAAUCAAAGGGUGUACACGGCACGGUGUACGACGAUUGUGAAGAAUUAUUUGCAAUCAAAUUCAGUGCCUCUCUCAAACAGAAUCAAAUACAAGCAAGCAAGCAAACAGUGGAAUCCGUUCAAUUUUCAACCACACCCUCUAGCACACGCCCAGCAAAGCCUGACAAAAGUCCUUGAAGCGAGCAGCAAUAAACCGAGCAGUGCGUGCGUGGGUGGUGAAGUCGUCCAGGGAGCCAUCGUCAUCGUAUACGUCCUAGGAGGAGUCACUGAGGCGCAAUCGCCCACACAGAAUUGCUUAAUCCUCCGCAGGAACCAAGAAUAACGCAAUAGCAGCAGCAGCAGCAGUGCUUCCGUUCGACUGAGAGCUUUAAAAUACGCACACACACACCACAAGAGACACACCCACAAAAACGGGGUGGGCUGCAUUCGAUCUGUGAACCACUGAUAGUGACAGUGUGUGAGAAUACCUGCAUAGCCGGAAUCAUAAAUCCAAUCAACCGACGGUCUGAGACGGGGCCUAUAGGAUACAUACAUAGAGGAAUAUAUUUUGAAUUGCGUUGUAUGUAUGUGCCUGAAGGAAGCAAAAGUGCACUACUCUUCUGUCAUACCUCAAGAACGCUUUACUUCUACCACACUACCCAGAGAGAUAGGAAACGUUUAUUUUUUCACCGAUAGUAUCUGACAAGUUCCUACGCGGCGGCGGAAGCCAUUUAUAAGCGCGCGUUUGCUGCUGCUUUCUCUCGAAUGAAGACAUAAAAAUUCAAAUUCCUCAAACCCAUAGAAGAAGAGAGCACAAGAGCGCGUGAGUCAAGCUCGGGGCAAUUGUGUGGACACGUUUUGCAAAAAGCGUCAAUAAUCGGCCACCGCGUUGCCGCAAUUCCGUCCGUGUCCGGUUCGCGGUUGAUUGACGCCGACGCGUCGGAAGUAAAUGCGUACAUUUGUGCGGGUCGGGUUGUCCAUUGUACGUUACUGUGUGUCAGCUCUACAACCUGUCUCUCACGUCGCCACACGAGCUCAACCGGCGCGAAGAUUCGGUGAUUGCGAUCAGCCGCAGCAGCGCGCAUGGUGUUUAAAUUUAGCAGCUUCCCGCACGGCACAACCUAAGGGACGGAUAUAUCCGCGCACAAACCCCGGUACUGUGUGUGUGUGUGUUUGACUGUAUUGGCGGCUCGUGUUUAACACCUCUCACCCCCAGUGUGACAGAGUGAGAGCGCUUUUUAAACAAGACGAACCCCGAAAAUCACGCCGUUGGCUGAUGGGCAGCAGAUCGGAUUUUGCUGAAGGUUGCUGAUUCGCAAAGUACACUUAGAAGCUUACGUGGAAAGAGAGAGAGAGAGAGCAAAUUGUGCUCCCGAAGUAGAAGGAAGUCAAGAAUCCAGCCUACCAUACUCUAAUCUAUAUCUAUAGACUACACUCCACACACACACACUUCGCGUUAAAUGAGCCCGAGUCGGUGCCAUUAUUGUUAUCACUGUUGUUGUUGCGGUAGCGGAAGUCGGAAUCGAGUCGUCAGUACCGGCAGCGGACGGAUCGGUGGCACAGGUCCGCUCGGCUGGAUGCAGCUCUGGCAGCGCAAGGUAGCGAUCGCUGGCAGUAGGGAAAAGUUUGCCGAUUAACGUCCGCCAGGCGAAAGCAGCAGCGAAAAAGGGUCAAUUCCGUGGACAGGCGAGCAAGGCUAACGUGGUACGGGAACGGUAUAGUACAAGUGAGGAUGGAGGAGCAUUCGGCAAAGUUUUUGGGUGCAGCGGCAGCAGCAGCGGCGGCGGGUGAUGCCAGCACGAAGUUGUCUCACAUGGGUGGGGCGUCGGCGGCGGCAGUGGCCGUUCCUGCGAGCCAGCAGCUGCGACCCGGAACCGGGAAUGCAAGUGAUGCGGAAGUCUGUGAUAGAAGUAACGUGGUUACUAUGGAUGAGUUGGGAGCGAUCUUACCGCCUGCCGGCGGCGAGCCGGUAGAGGACAGCUGUACCGAUACGGACGAUCAGAAUAGCAAUUAUCUAAGCAUUAGCAACAGUCGCAGCAGCAGCUGCUUCGACCUACCCGGCGAAUGUUCGCCGAUGAUGGGCCCGGCAAGAUUGAAGCCGGUGUCGCCGGAGGAGGAGAGCCUGCGGAUGACACUUGUAAACGAGCGGUACAUACAGUCGGGACAGAUGGGGGUGGUUCUGACACCGGGCGAGCUGCUGGGUGAAGGUAGCAAAGAAUCCGGCCCAAAGCCACGGCUCGAUGACGAAGAGGAGGAGGACGAUGAGGAUGAGGAUGAGGAUUCGUCCAUGCUAACACAUUCGGCCGCAACGACGGCAACCGUGUCGUCCAACAAGUCCCGCAUACUGGUGGUGGGUGGAACGGACCAGCAACCCGGUUGUUCCAAUGGCAGCAGCAGCAGCAGCAGCAGAGUGCCGGAAGCUGGCGUGUGUUGCAACAUAGUUGACAAUCCGGUCAGCGAAACAGCGGGUGGCAACAGCACGGUGGUCGACAUCGGAAGUACGGGUAAUGCACAGGACGGUAAUGUACGCGCAGCAGCAGUAGCCCCGUCCGGAGCGACAGCUAACGGAGCGGUCGGCAACCCGCACAGCCGGGUCACGACGACACCGUCGAACUUGAGUAAUUGCAGUGGCCUACCGACCGUCACCGUGGUGCAGCUGAAACAGAGCAAAAAUCUCAUCUACUUCCUGCGAUUGAUCUUCAAUCACUGUAAGAGCUCCGGUAUAGGAGAGCCGAGCGUUUAUCAUGCCUUAGUAGUCAUAUUUUUGGAAUUUUUCGCCUGGGGACUGUUAACGAUGCCGGUCAUCAAUGUCCUCAAUCAAACCUUUCCAGAUCACACCUUCCUAAUGAACGGGUUGGUGAUGGGCAUCAAGGGCAUACUGUCCUUCCUGAGCGCUCCACUGAUUGGCGCACUGUCGGACGUGUGGGGCAGGAAGUUCUUCCUGCUAAUUACGGUGUUCUUCACCUGCGCUCCGAUCCCUCUGAUGUCGAUCAACUCUUGGUGGUUCUUUGCAAUGAUCUCAAUCAGUGGCGUGUUCGCGGUAACGUUUUCCGUCGUGUUCGCGUACGUCGCGGACGUGACGACGGUGGAAGACCGGUCACGGGCGUACGGUUUGGUGUCAGCCACGUUUGCCGCUAGUUUGGUUAUUUCACCUGCCCUCGGAGCCUACCUGAACGACAAAUACUCGGAACCGCUAAUCGUUGCCCUUGCCACUGCAAUCGCGGUGCUGGAUGUGUUCUUCAUACUGGUGGCGGUGCCGGAAAGCUUACCGGAAAAGGUGCGUCCCAGCUCGUGGGGUGCACCGAUCAGCUGGGAACAGGCAGAUCCGUUUGCGGCACUUCGUAAAGUUGGUCUGGAUCAAACGAUUCUGAUGCAGUGUGUUACGGUGCUGCUCUCCUAUCUGCCCGAAGCGGGACAAUAUUCGUGCAUUUUCGUCUACCUGAAACUGAAAAUGCAUUUCAGCUCGAUCGAUGUAUCGAUCUUUAUUGCUGUCGUCGGUAUACUAAGUAUACUGACGCAGGUCAUCCUAGGUGAUCUAAUGAAGGCACUUGGUGCAAAGCGUACAAUAAUAAUAGGAUUACUGUUCGAAAUGUUACAACUGCUUUGGUAUGGUUUUGGCAGUCAGACAUGGAUGAUGUGGGCAGCAGGUAUCCUUGCUUCAUUAGCGUCAAUUACGUACCCGGCGAUCAGUGCAUUCGUGUCGAUACAUUCCAACCCGGACCAACAGGGAGUGGUCCAGGGUAUGGUGACAGGAAUGCGCGGCUUGUGCAACGGGCUGGGGCCCGCAAUGUUCGGCGUCAUCUUCUACGUGUUUCACGUCGACCUGAACGACGAGCAUAAUGUAGCGAGCCACAGCCUGAACGGGGCCGCCAUCGGGGCGGUAGCGGGCGGUGGCGUUUUCGACGGCUCCGACGCCAAGUUCGUGCGCAACGAGACGCUGCUCGGUGGCUCGGUGCACCAUCACAUCGAGGACGAGUACUCGCAGCUCAUGCCGGGCCCGCCGUUCGUGUUCGGAGCACUCAUGGUUAUCUGUGCGAUCGCCGUGGCGGCCUUCAUACCGGAGACGCCGAGCGACACCAUGCGGCGGCCAUCGGGUGAGAAGAAAAGGCUCUCGUUGGACGUCGAUUACGAGUACGAGCGUGGGCGUAAAGUAGCGGGCCCACUAUCACCACUGAUGCACCAGGACUCGGCCCAGCUAUAGUUGUGUUAAAAAGAGAUAAGAGAAAGCCCACAGCUUAGCUCGACAUAAUCCUAAUAUCGGCGUCAUCAUUAGUUUGUACAAUCUCUAGUGUAAGCAAAAAUCAAAGAAGAGCCGAGCACACGGCGUGAAUGCGAUGACGAGAGCGAGCAAAAAAUGCGGUAGCGCAGGGCCAAUCUAAGGGCUGAGGUGGAGUGAUUAAACUUUCGGUUCGUGGCAGGGAAUUGUGGACCGGUAUGCAGUCGACGCGCGAAAUGUGCUGUGUAAAAUGUAUUAGUCUGUUUAUUAUUUUGUGUUUUUUGCUCCUGUGUUUCCAGCAUGAAGUUGUGGUCGAGCUGUUAGUAAGGGUAUGAAGAUUUAUAAUUCCGCUAGGAAAAGCUUCUGUUCUGUUUCCCCGCUUUUGUGGAUGAUGGUUUGAGGAUUAAUUUUAACAACAGUUACACUUUAUUUCUACUGUUUUGUAAGUGGGGGAAACACAGGUCGGUUUGCCCUCAUUUUGUCGCCCUAUUUUACAUCACGCAUAUGUGUUUCUGUUACGGUGUUGAUAUGAAAGGCAAAAGUGUGAACUUUUAGAACGAUUACACGUUUUUGUUUUUGUUGGGAUGGAAAGCUUUAAGCCGAACGCGAGCUUUCGUGGUUCGUUUCGGAGCACUUGGAACGCAUAAAACCCCUUACACCUUACCUGUAGUUGUGACACAACGAACGUACGCCAUUUUGUAGAAUUUUUCGCUCGUAGUUUGUCCAGAUAAUUCUCCACAGUCUAGUCAACAGACGGACGAACGGACGGACGGACGGACACACAAACACACUGAACAGGCGAGCGCCCAGAUAUCAUCGUCUGGGCAGCAGCGGCAGCGCCGGCGGGUGUGGGAAUUCCACUGCGCUAACUAAUCUUGCGUCAUUGGACGGUUGCGUUUGGUCAGUUUUAGUGUUGAUAGCAGCGAGUUAAAGGAACAGAGAGUUACGCACGUCUACCGUCGUCGCCGGUGUAUAUUAGGACUGAAAUGAAGGGAGGGAAAGGUUGGGCAGAGAAAACAAACAACACGUGGAGAAGAGGAGGGAGAAAGAGUAUUUUUUGUCCGUGGUUCGCUUAGUCUACGACAAGAAAACCGAGUGAUAGUAGGAUUAGAUUAUCGAUUAGGGUGGAGAAAGGGAAAGAGAAGGAAGAGGAAAUAAUCGAGCAGCUAGUGUUGUGUGCAUGUGUGUCGGACGGAGAAAACCAUCAGCAGUAGCAGCAGCAGCAGCAUGUACUAAAAAGGCUCCUACCAAUAUUAGCUUUCCUGCCGUGCCUGCUCUUUGGGUGAUAUGUUUUAAGUGUAUGCGUGUAAAAAUUAUGUUAAAAUAGUAUGUUGCCAGAAUUUAACAGACGCUAUCGUUUUUGGCUUUGAUUCGAGUUUAAUAAUCUACCUACACAGGAGGGAAGGAGGAGAUGGUUCUAAAACUCGUUUAACAUUCGUAAACAGUAUGGUUAGAGAGUUUGCUAAACGGACGUUACUCUCAGUGUGUUGUUGAGAGCAUUUUUACUUACACACACACAGACCGCAGGUAGUGAAUUUUGUAAAAGAUUUCCAUUACGCUGCUAAUACGUUACAGAGACAGAGAGAGAGAGAGUGAAAAGCGCACUUUUAAAAUACCAAUAUACACAGUACACCACACGGCGACGCCGCAAAGGAAAAAUUUGCUGAUUUACGUAUGUGUGUAUGCCGUUUAAUUGGACUCUACAUAUUGCAAGGUGGCAUCCUGUGGAGAGAAUUUAAAGAUAAUUACGCGCCAUACACCAGCACGACGGGAGCAUCUUUUUAGUGUGUAAUAUAACGCAACCAACAACUGCUGCAGCAAUUCAAAUGUACAUGUAAAAAAAGAAUGAAGAAGAAAAAUUACAAAAAAAAACAAAGUUAUAGCAGUAUCAGAAUUCAAGCAAACACAAGCCGAAAAAGGAACAUAAAUUAGCGAUUUAAUAGUGUCAUGUGUUGAUGCUCUCUUGUUACGCUGCAGAACGUCCAACAUCGAUCUAUCGAACGAGAUACGCAAACCCAACACAGACAAACACACACAAACACACUGUUAGUCCAAAGAUUAUGAAUUAACUUGAACUACUAGUGGUAGAGCGUUAGUAUUAAACAAAAAGGGCAUCAAAAACAUCCCGAGAAUGCGAGUUUUUUUUUUUUUGUAAGAUGCCAGUACGCCGACGAUAACAGAUAAACAGAAACAAAAACCAACAAUAAAUACCAACCCAAGCAUAUGUAAUGGAAAUUAACAACCCUCUUUUGUGCAUCACGCAUAAACCACGUGUGGGGCACACGUGCAAGGGGGGGAAAGUAGUAGCUCCACAAAUUGUUUUUCUUUUUUCCACCCCCAAAUUUCUCUGGGUGUGUGUGUGUAGAAAAAAGUGAGAAGAAAACGCAUAUUGCUGCGAUAAUCGAAUGCCAUUCGUUUCGUUUCAGUAGACUGCGCACAGUAGUAGCGCAAAAAACGGCGCGUUUAAAUCUCGCGUUUCUUUCUGCAUACAAGAACAAAACAAAAGCAGCAAUCGCAGCAAUCGCUGCCGGCGUUAUUGUUGUUGAACUGUUGUCUUUUUUUCCCCUUCUUAAUGUGUAAAACUCUCCCACACAUUAUUCGGCCCCCCCCCCGGGGGCCCCAGACAGACUUAAGCAUUUGCGCCCUUUUUCAUAUGGCCGCAAAGAAGCGUACGCAUCAUCAGGAAGAGAGAAUAUUUGUUGACGUAUUCCCAUAUUGCGUAUAUGCGAGUGCGUGCGUGUAGCCGUUGCGAUACGCUUUUCCAAUACGGUUACAAUUUUCAAAACUUCCUUUCCCGCCAUUUUUUGCGUUGUGUUCAUUCUUCUCACCUAGGGCAGCAUCUCGGUUUCACUUACUUACACUUACAGUACAAGUGUAAGUACGCCGAAGACGCAUAGCGAGAGUAAGCAAACAAAGAAACGGCAUUAUAACGACAAAAACAGCGAAAUCAAAGCGUUACAUACAUAUUUUUUCUCUUUCAAUUAGCUUUCUUUCCCUCUCUUUCUCUCUUUCUUUCUUUUAAAUGAUGUUGAUGCUUUCUUAGAAAGCAAAGCAAGAGAGGAUAGAGAAAGAAAACUACUUGAAAGUGAACGUAGUACACAACAGCCCCAGUUAAGUAAAUUUGUAAAUUAUAAGAGAACAAACAAAAAAACAACAUGUGAAAAGGGUGAAAAGGGCAUACGUGAAAGCGAACACAGAGAGAGAGAAAGGAGUGUGGUAAAAGUACAGAAACGAAUUCGGGUAGCAACACUAUGCAAAGUGCUGUUGUGUAAGAAAGAGAAUGAAUGUGUGUGUGUUUGAAUGAAGAGAGAAAGAGUAAAGGAAAGGAAGUUGUGCUAGGCGAAAGGUAAUAACCGUGUGAAUCGUUGAAUCGUUGUGGAUAGAGCAGAAUGGAAUAGGUAAACGAAUGAUGAAAAGGAAGGGAAAUAAAUAUUGGUAAAAUAAUUUGAACCAAAA